This is a messenger RNA of Epinephelus moara (kelp grouper), 798 nucleotides long. Its product is annotated as caspase-1-A-like. The coding region runs from base 212 to 496 and encodes 94 amino acids. Gene Ontology annotation, biological process: regulation of apoptotic process; proteolysis. The transcript is spliced from 3 exons. Gene Ontology annotation, molecular function: cysteine-type endopeptidase activity. Lineage: Eukaryota; Metazoa; Chordata; Actinopteri; Perciformes; Serranidae. The record is from RefSeq and is a predicted model, not a curated record.
CUCUCCUCUGGCGAACAUCUGCGUGCAGAUGUUUCCGUGUUGUUUGUCUGCAACAAUAAUUCAAAAUGUUGCAUCAUUUUCCAUUUUGACAACUUGGCGCGAAAAUCUCCACGCAAAGUUUACGCAGUAGCUCGUCACUCAGGGUUCAAGUUUUAAUGUAAUCUCGUUGGACUAUAUUCUUUACGAUCCUGUGACACGAAGUGUGUGAGAGAUGGCAGAUGAGCUCGCCAGGGUGAGGAGAAGGUUUGUGGACAAAGUGUCCAGAGCACUGAUUAAGCAGCUCCUGGACGACCUUUUAGAUGAUGGCAUCUUGAAUGAUGGCGAGAAAGACGCAAUAGACGAGGAGAACAGCGCCACGGCAGACAAGGCACGCUGUCUCAUUGACACAGUGAAGAAGAAAGGAGACGAAGCCAGCAGGAAGCUGAUGGCUCACCUGAAAAGCAGAGAUGCGACACUGUACUCUGAGCUGGGCCUGUCCUCGGAUAAACCUGUUUAGCCGCAGUGUCUCAAGAGGAGCAGAACUGGUCAUCCACACUAAUCCCUACUGCUGAUGCACCGUGCACAGAGGAAAUGAGGAAUGGAGAUACUCGUCAUUCAUUAUCAUGCAAUUUAUAAAACCAAUGUUUCUGUAUAAUAUAAAAAAAGUACAGUUUUACUGCAGAAGAUUUCUAUUAAGCGGACUCUUCUCAAUGCACGACAUGCAGUCAUGAACUUAUAAUCACUUGAUGUCUUAAUAUCUAUGGUAAUGUUAAUGCCCUUUAUAUACUUAUUUUUAGUAAAUAUGAUAUGAUAAAAUGA